Messenger RNA from Mangifera indica (mango), 1386 nucleotides. RefSeq lists its product as uncharacterized. The record is from RefSeq and is a predicted model, not a curated record. The transcript has 2 exons. Bases 187 to 1089 code for a protein of 300 amino acids. Lineage: Eukaryota; Viridiplantae; Streptophyta; Magnoliopsida; Sapindales; Anacardiaceae.
CUCGAGUCUUCUCUCUUUAUCUAUACCAAAAGCUCACCAUUUCACCAUCAUAACGACAUGGGCUCACUGCCCUUUUGAAGAAACACAUUCUUUUUCUCUAUAAAAGCUUCAAAAUCACUCUUUCGCAAAAGAGCACAAAAAAGGAGAGUUAUUUAAUUUUUUUUUCGUUCUUUCCUUUUAAUCUAGAUGGCGAAGAUAUUACCAAUUAGGUUUGGGCGGGUAGCGGCGGCGUUCGAUGAGGUGGCACGUGGAAGACUGUGCGAAAGCAGUGGGAGCGAGCACUCGCCGGAGAGUUCAACUGAUUUAUCAGAUCUUGUCAAGUCUUUUCUCGAAAGAGACAGCGUAGGGGGAGGAGAUGAAGAUGAAAACGAAAGAGACCAGACGGAAAUGGGAAAUCUUUGGUGUGAUUCUGAGAAGAUCGAGACGUUGAAGGGUUUUUUUGGAGAUAAAAAUGAUUGUGAGAAGCAAAGGAUUCUCGUAGAGACAGAAUUCGCAAGUCAGCUUGCUGGGAAUUGGUCUUCGCAAAGCUUCAAACGUCGCUUGAUGACUCACUUACGUAAUAGAGGCGUCGACGCCGGUCUCUGCAAAUCUCGGUGGGAGAAAACUGGGCGGUACCCAGCUGGGAGUUAUGAAUAUGUAGAUGUGAACAUUGGCCCAAGUUCUCGCUUUAUUGUUGAAGUAAACCUAGUUGCACAGUUUCAGAUUGCUCGUCCCACAGAUGGUUACAUGUCACUGCUUGAAGUUUUCCCUCCAAUCUUCAUCGGUAAACCAGAACAGCUUAAGCAGGUUGUGAAGCUGAUGUCUGCGGCAGUGAAAGAGUCGAUGAAGAGUGUGGACAUGCAUGUGCCACCAUGGCGGAGGAACGGGUACGUGCAAUCUAAGUGGUUUGGUUCUUACAAGAGGACAACCAAUGCAGUUCCAUUCACUGGAAAAUCAGAGCCUGGUGAAGCUUUUAAUGUUGCGGCAAAUCGAUCGUUUGGAUUUGAGGCCCUGCCAGUCAGGCCUUACUUCUGCAGAGACGAUUUUGCCAGAAGGGUUGGUAUAAAAGCUGGGCAGCUGACGGCUGCAUUCAAUGAAGAACAAAAUUAAUGAGCAUGUUAAAGAAGAGAAGUCAUUAUUUUUUGGUUCUGCUUUAUAAUUGUUUGGGAGGAUUGAAUAAUUCGUGGAAUUGGAUGUAGAAGCUUGGAAAGUAGGAUUUUUUUUCUCGCUUCUGUUUGAAAAUUUUGUUAAGAAAUAUGUAAAUAGCGUUAGUUCUUUAUAACAUAGGUGGAUAAUUUUGGCAGAAAAGCUUGCAAAUUGCCAAUAUUUUUUACCAUAGAUUUGUAUUUUCAUUUUUGGGGGGAAAUUUUAUUUCAGUCGGCUCAAUUUUAGUCGAGUUUGAUACCA